Molecule: messenger RNA, 756 nt
Organism: Mesorhabditis belari
Lineage: Eukaryota; Metazoa; Nematoda; Chromadorea; Rhabditida; Rhabditidae
Source: the annotation of a GenBank genome assembly
AUGGAUCGAAUUGGCGACAAUGGGGUGAGCCUUGAGUUCUCGAGGAUUCUCCAGCUGUUGAACUCGUCUCAACUCUUUCAAAAGUUACAUUCAGGAAGGACGAUUAAACAAUUACUCCCAAACGAUACAACGAGCAAAUCGAUGGGUUUCAUCUCUCAAAUCUCCCGGAUUCUCGUCGCUUUCGAUGAUGGUUCAAGGAUACCAAUCAUUGUAAAAAUUCCCGAACUCCACACGAUCACCCAUUCGAUGGUAUUGAUUUGCGGCGAGAAAGAGCGAAAUUUCAUGCGGGAAAAUGGGAAAGCUACUGCCUAUGCCACUGAGCCAUGGAGAUACGGAGAUGCGAGCUCGUGCGGCUCGGUGAUCAUGAGAGAUCUCUCCGCGCAAGCUGAACCCAGCAAUAUCUACAAUGGACUCAAUCCUUCGCAACUCCUCGAGAUUUUGUCGCAAAUCGCGUGGAUUCAAGUGCACGGUUUGCGCUCGAAAACGCCGUACAUUCGAUUGUCGGAUGGAUAUAUGGAGUUUUUCUACAAAAUGCAAGAACCAGCCAGCACGUGGACGACUCUUGAACCAAAGAUUGGUCCCGAAUUCGAGAAGAUUCAACACUUGUACAAGAAUCGACACUUCUGGCAUUAUGUCUUCAGAGAAUCACAUAAAGAUCUGGGCAUUCCCGAUGUGAUCUGUCAUGGUGACAUGUGGGCGUACAAUUUUUUGUGGAACAAAACUGGCAAAAUGUGCAUCACGGUGAUUUUCGAAUAC